UCAUGUAACUCCCAUUUGUCUCAGAACUGUCAACUACUUCCGCUUUCCCUUCCCGCAAACUUCAACUUCCACUCCCCCUUCGCCUCACAAACCCACCGGAACCAGUUACACCGCCGCGAUUAAUGUCGACCAGCAGUUUCCGUCGGAGAAUUCCUGCUAUUUCUCGUCUCACUAACAAGUCGUGCCGGAAUCUCUCUCCGUCUCCCCACCGGAAAACUCCCCCGAUGAAUCGCGCUCCUUCUCUGUCCUCCAAGUUAUCCAGAUGCUCAUCGGAUCCCCAGUUUUGGACCGCCGCCGCCGCCAGUGGAGAUGAUCGGAAUAUGACGUCUGAAAAGGAAGGGGAAGAGGUUAUUAUUUUCCGUCCUCAUACGUUUUCGGAAGCCUUUGCUUCAUCCCCUCUGUUGAUUCCUUCCCCCGCUCAAAUCGUCGAGGGCUACAAGAAAGACGCCAAGGUAGUGAUCAAUGUGACUGUUGAAGGGAGCCCUGGGCCAGUACGAGCCAUGGUUAAACUCGGAUCCAGCGUGGAGGAGACGAUCAAGCUUGUUGUUGCUAAAUAUAGUGAAGAAGGAAGGACUCCAAAACUUGAACGAGAUUCAGCAUCUUCCUAUGAAUUGCAUCACUCAUAUUUCAGCCUCCGGAGUCUUGACAGGGCAGAAAUAAUUGGAGAAAUUGGUAGCAGAAGCUUCUAUCUUCGAACCAGCAAUAGCUCUCAUGCCAAAAAUGGCGGAGAAUCAGCUGGCUGCACUCAAGAGAUUACCAAAGAAACCAUAAUUGCUUCACCAAUUCCUCCUGGGUUCUUGCUUUCUAGCUUCAUUGCAAGGAAAAUGGGCAAAAUUGUAAGAAGAACAAGAAGGCUCUGGAACUUCAUAAUCUGCGUGAAAUGAGUCUAACCCCAAGAAUUAGACAUGUUUCUGAAGAGUAACACAGAAUAUUAAAUAUGUCACUCUUUUCUGUAUUGUAUCCUCUCUUUUUUUUCUUGUCCACCAAACCCUUAGAUUUAUAGGAGGGGAAGCCUAAAACAUCUUCAAAAUAAACUGUACAUAGUAUAUAGCAUAUUAUUCUUAUUUAUAGACAUUGUACUGUUGCAAGAUUGUAAUGGUAUAUAGAAAGUGAGUUCUAUACCAAACCUUUUAUUCACA
Messenger RNA from Cucurbita pepo subsp. pepo (vegetable marrow), 1139 nucleotides. RefSeq names its product PPR containing protein. The record is from RefSeq and is a predicted model, not a curated record. NCBI's taxonomy places the organism in Eukaryota, Viridiplantae, Streptophyta, Magnoliopsida, Cucurbitales, Cucurbitaceae.